AUGGCGGCUGGCGGGGCUGUUGCUGCGGCGCCCGAGUGCCGGCUUCUGCCCUACGCGCUGCACAAGUGGAGCUCCUUCUCCUCCACCUACCUUCCCGAGAACAUUUUAGUGGAUAAACCAAAUGAUCAGUCGUCGAGAUGGUCUUCUGAGAGCAACUAUCCUCCCCAGUACUUGAUUCUGAAGCUUGAAAGGCCUGCUAUAGUUCAGAAUAUUACAUUUGGAAAAUAUGAGAAAACCCAUGUCUGCAACUUGAAAAAAUUCAAAGUCUUUGGUGGAAUGAAUGAAGAAAAUAUGACAGAGCUCUUGUCCAGUGGCUUGAAGAAUGAUUAUAACAAAGAGACAUUUACUUUGAAACAUAAAAUUGAUGAACAGAUGUUCCCUUGUCGAUUCAUUAAAAUUGUUCCACUUUUGUCCUGGGGGCCCAGCUUUAAUUUUAGCAUCUGGUAUGUUGAACUUAGUGGCAUUGAUGAUCCUGAUAUAGUGCAGCCCUGUCUGAACUGGUACAGCAAGUACCGCGAACAGGAGGCCAUUCGCCUUUGCCUGAAACACUUCAGACAGCACAACUAUACAGAGGCUUUUGAAUCCCUGCAAAAGAAAACCAAGAUUGCACUGGAGCAUCCAAUGCUGACAGAUAUGCAUGACAAGCUGGUGUUGAAGGGAGACUUUGAUGCCUGUGAAGAGCUGAUCGAAAAAGCAGUGAAUGAUGGCUUGUUCAAUCAGUAUAUCAGCCAACAGGAGUAUAAGCCACGGUGGAGUCAGAUCAUUCCUAAGAGCACCAAAGGUGAUGGAGAAGAUAACCGACCAGGAAUGAGAGGAGGCCACCAGAUGGUCAUUGAUGUUCAGACAGAGACUGUUUAUUUGUUUGGUGGCUGGGAUGGAACACAAGAUCUUGCUGACUUCUGGGCAUACAGUGUGAAGGAGAACCAGUGGACAUGUAUUUCUAGAGACACUGAGAAAGAGAAUGGUCCUAGUGCCAGGUCGUGUCAUAAAAUGUGCAUUGACAUUCAGCGGAGGCAAAUCUACACCUUGGGCCGUUACUUGGAUUCCUCUGUGAGGAACAGCAAGUCUCUAAAGAGUGACUUCUACCGUUAUGACAUUGACACCAAUACCUGGAUGUUACUAAGUGAAGACACUGCUGCUGAUGGUGGACCAAAAUUGGUGUUUGAUCAUCAGAUGUGUAUGGACUCAGAAAAGCAUAUGAUCUACACCUUUGGUGGUAGAAUUUUGACCUGUAAUGGCAGCGUAGAUGACAGCAGAGCCAGUGAGCCACAGUUCAGUGGCUUGUUUGCCUUCAACUGUCAGUGUCAAACCUGGAAACUUCUUCGAGAGGACUCCUGUAAUGCUGGCCCUGAGGACAUCCAGUCUCGAAUUGGACACUGCAUGUUGUUCCACUCAAAAAACCGUUGCUUAUAUGUAUUUGGUGGCCAGCGAUCUAAGACCUAUUUGAAUGAUUUCUUUAGCUAUGAUGUGGACUCUGAUCAUGUAGACAUAAUUUCAGAUGGCACCAAAAAAGACUCUGGAAUGGUUCCAAUGACCGGUUUCACACAGAGAGCAACUAUUGAUCCAGAACUGAAUGAAAUUCAUGUCUUAUCUGGACUUAGCAAAGACAAAGAGAAGAGGGAAGAGAACGUCAGAAAUUCAUUCUGGAUUUAUGACAUUGUGAGGAACAGCUGGUCUUGUGUCUAUAAGAAUGAUCAAGCUACAAAAGAGAAUCUGAGUAAAAGUCUUCAGGAGGAAGAACCAUGUCCACGGUUUGCCCAUCAGCUUGUUUAUGAUGAAUUACACAAGGUUCAUUAUUUAUUCGGUGGAAAUCCAGGAAAAUCUUGCUCUCCAAAGAUGCGACUGGAUGACUUCUGGUCACUGAAGCUGUGCAGACCUUCAAAGGAUUACUUACUGAGGCACUGCAAGUACCUCAUAAGAAAACACAGGUUUGAAGAAAAGGCCCAAAUGGAUCCUCUUAGUGCUCUGAAGUAUUUACAGAAUGAUCUUUAUAUAACUGUGGAUCAUUCAGACCCAGAAGAGACAAAAGAGUUUCAACUUCUAGCCUCAGCUCUGUUCAAAUCUGGCUCAGAUUUCACAGCUCUAGGUUUUUCUGAUGUGGAUCACACCUAUGCUCAGAGAACUCAGCUCUUUGACACCUUAGUAAAUUUCUUUCCUGACAGCAUGACUCCUCCUAAAGGCAACCUGGUAGACCUCAUCACACUGUAAACUGGGGAGUCAAGUUGAGGAAUUGCUGGGCUCAGAAGUAGAGACAGGAGUCGGAGUUCAUUCAGUGUUUGUGUGAGCAGAGGUGACAUCACAAUGACUGAGGACUGCAUCAAAAUUUUGAAGGAUCCUUAUUAUCACAAGUUUUAGCCCUCUUCCUUAAUACCCAACCUCAAUCCCCUUUUCCUUAUAUUCCUACAUUAGGCUAAUAAAGCAAAAUUGAUAUACUUCCCAUUUAAUUAUGUAUAUUUUUCUUUAGCUUUUAAUAGUAUUAAUGAAAAUUAGGCUUUUUUAUUUUCCUCUCCAGCUUUUUAUAGUUUACUUUUAGUUAGGAAAAUAGCACUAGUAGACUCAGUGCUGUAGGGAUUUGUGGUUUUGCUGUUGAGUUGUUUGGCAUUUGU
Messenger RNA from Acomys russatus (golden spiny mouse), 2606 nucleotides. It is a transcript of the gene Mkln1, whose product is annotated as muskelin 1. Gene Ontology annotation, molecular function: protein binding. Gene Ontology annotation, cellular component: cytoplasm. The record is from RefSeq and is a predicted model, not a curated record. NCBI's taxonomy places the organism in Eukaryota, Metazoa, Chordata, Mammalia, Rodentia, Muridae.